Messenger RNA from Marchantia polymorpha subsp. ruderalis, 1624 nucleotides. The record is from the annotation of a GenBank genome assembly. NCBI's taxonomy places the organism in Eukaryota, Viridiplantae, Streptophyta, Marchantiopsida, Marchantiales, Marchantiaceae.
GAGAGUUCUGCGUCUUAUAGAUCGUCUUCCUUCCUUCUCCACCACGAGCAGCUCCACAUUCUCGCAUAUUCUCUUCUCUCUUGGCUGCAUCUGGCGCACAGAGAGCCCAUGUUGUAAAUCCGCAAUUACCCAGACCAUCAAUCUACGGGUCCGAUCCUGCUCGGGCUCAAAUUAGAGUCACCUCGAUCGGAUACUUGUGGCUCCGAACCCGCCCUCAAAAUUCUUGGUCGCAGAAAUUUACUGCUUCGGAGCUCUCUUCGGAAGGCUGUGAGGGAGGGAGGGAGAGAGAGAGAGUGUGUGUGUGUGUGUGCGUGCGUGCGUGCGAGCGAGGAUUCCGUUACUGUCUGAGGCCAACCAGCUGUUUUCAAGGACAGGAUCGACUAGCAAGUAGCACGGGAUGGCACAGGUGAUGGGAGACAAGGACGUGAAGAAUGUGGAACAUCCGAUCCAUGAUGAUCCGCUUCACGAUGUGAAAGGACAGAUCGAGAGCGGUGUCGGAACGAUCAAGAGCGAACCUCUGUUCGAGGGAGCGAGCAGGGCCGAGAAGCUUCCGGAGUCCCGUGUCGGGGAUGCUCUGCUCACUGACAGUGCUCGAAAGCUGGAAUCGACUGGCGAGCCAAUGGAUACCGCAGAAGCCGGUUCCGCCGAUCCCCAAGACCUCGUAGUGAAGAGCGAUGUGGCGGAGACAUUCGCCAGCGAGUUCAAGGAAAACCACGGAGAAUCAUCAGGUGACAAGAAGGAAGAGAGCGUCUCGGACGACGGCGGGGACGCGGGCAAAUCCGAGCUCGCAGCAUCUGGCGACGAUGACGCACAGGGAUCCCAAGAGCACCCAGGAACGAAAUUCAAGAAAUUGACAGGCGCCGGAAUUCCUCGGGGCAAGCCGCACUUUCGUGUCAGUGCCCACCACGGGAACAGGGGCCUUGGCGACGCCUCCCUUCAAAGCGGAGGCCUAGGAGGUGGUCUUGGUGGCAGCGGAGGUCUUCGUGGAAGCUCUCGCGGGGGAGGUGGUCUCGCUCGAACGGGCUCUGGCCUGGGCUCGGGACUUGCCAGAACCGGGUCUGGAAUUCCCCAGGGUAGCAAUGAGCUGAAGGACUUCAGUGCGGCCCUCGCCGAGAGCGACACAAGCAAGAGUUCUGAUUCUCUUCCGGCCUCGCUUCCUCCGAGCACGGAUGCCAAAUCACAGACUGCAGAAGAAACGGAUGCCAAACUGGGUGACGCCACAGAUUCUGAGACGGCAGUUCAGACUGAGGAUGCUGCCGCCGAUAAGGUCGCAGCCACACGGGAAGCAGUAGCCGAGAAGAUGAUUGCUGCCAAGGAGACCAUCAUGGAGAAAGCUGGUGAAGUGAAGAUGGGUUUCGUUGCAACCUUGAAGGAUCAGCUGCUUCCGAUAAAGGACCCGCAAGUCGGCAGCAGUGACAUGGAAGUAGACGAUAGCGCUCCUGCCAAGUUCAGCCGCUCGCAGGGACCCAAGUUGGGAAUCUAUAGGAAAGAUUAGAUGUCAUGCCACAAGAUACUUGAACAGUUUGAUGGUGAAGAAUCGUCACCAGUUGUCGAAGUAGGUUUUGAAGGUACUCAUAGAUGAAAUAAUAUUUUAUCGUUUCUUACAAGUGGUGAUAACACGUAG